Molecule: messenger RNA, 492 nt
Organism: Arctia plantaginis
Lineage: Eukaryota; Metazoa; Arthropoda; Insecta; Lepidoptera; Erebidae
Source: the annotation of a GenBank genome assembly
AUGUGUUACUUCCCGUCAUUGCUUCUGAUUCCGUCAAGUGAAGCUGUCGAGAAUUCUCAUAGGAACAGAAGAGCGUUGGCAUUUUUGAACUCAACCAGGUUCUUUCUCAAGUUUAAUUUCAAAGAAAAUAUGAUUCCUUGGAACCAGUUGUUCGCGCAAGCUAUUGGGUUUCGCAUGAAUUGGGAUGUGCCAUCGAUGACAUUUCGUCCAUUUCCCCUAAGAUUGCACAGAAGAAAUAUCUAUAACUAUGCUGAAACAUUAUUGAACAAAAAUGGCCUUAGCGGUUUCCACUGCAUCCGUCGUACCAUAUGCGAAAUGCAGGAAAUUGAGCAACCCAUUCGAAUAUACCACAAAAUUUUGCAAAUGAUUUUUAGGAAACAAUCAUCAGGUACGGAACGAUGGCACAAUGUAACUACAAAUGAAUGCGUCGAGGCCGUCUCGUCUUGUCCCUUUUCAUUGUUAGAUAUUUCACCUUACACAGAUAUUUCAUGA